Messenger RNA from Nelumbo nucifera (sacred lotus), 2038 nucleotides. RefSeq names its product protein kinase C-like zinc finger protein. The record is from RefSeq and is a predicted model, not a curated record. NCBI's taxonomy places the organism in Eukaryota, Viridiplantae, Streptophyta, Magnoliopsida, Proteales, Nelumbonaceae. Gene Ontology annotation, molecular function: thioredoxin-disulfide reductase (NADPH) activity.
UAAUCAGAUGUCUCUCCCCAAAUCCCAAUCCCCAUAUCAAGCCACGCGACUCAUGACACAGACAUCGCCAUUCUUCUUUUUCUCCCUCUUUCCUUGGAGUCUCUCUGUUUGAUCUGCCCAUUUCUUUCCUCUCUUCCUCUCUUCCUGAUUGUGUCUCGCGAUCGAUCAAAAGCAGCUGAGUUACUGUUUUCCUCCAGAUUGUGUCUCGCAAUCGAUCAAAGUUGAGGAGUUUCACCGUAAAGAAAAAAACAAACAGGAGAUCCCAAUUCGUUUCUGAUGCACGGUUGGGAUGUAUUGUGGGGUGCGUCACCGAGCCAGCCCAGAGUCUCCAGAGUCCGGACAAACUUGCAUCAUGAUACUAAAAACGCAGGCUUGGGCCUGUUUUCCGUGAGUAAUUGUCACUUUGUCAGCACCAAACUGACCUGAAGCCCGUUGCAGCUUGGUCCAUUAAAAAGCCAUUGUGUAAUGUAAGUGGGUCAUGUUGCUUGCUGCUUGGGGCAUCAGCAUAACUACCAUUCAAGUUGAGAGCUUUAGUGGUCUUGUCAAAACAAGCUCAAUAAAGGGAAAACAAAAACGAAAAGAGGGAGAGAAAAGAAAUUGGAGAUCAGUUCGUUCUUCUAGCUUUGAUGGCAGGACCCCAAUCCCAUACAGAAUGUGCGAAUGGCAGUGCUAACACAUCGAUUUUGGCAUCGGAAGGGGUUGAAUUCCUUUUAUCUGCUGAAGGAAAGGUACCCUUGUCAUCGCUUGAACAGAAGACAAUCUAUCUUGUCUUCUCAGCCAAUUGGUGUAGACCAUGUAGAAAUUUCAUUCCACAAUUGGUGCAACUCUACAACACUCUUAGAAAGACAAAUGUAAAGCUAGAGAUCAUCUUUGUUUCCUUUGACCGGGAUGAGAAUGGCUUUAGAGAACACUUCAAGUGCAUGCCAUGGUUGGCACUCCCAUUUGAUGUGAGCUUACGAAGACGGUUGUGUGAUCGCUACCAUGUCGAUCGUAUUCCCUCACUUAUUCCAUUGUGCAUGGAGGGUAAGCUGGUUGAAGAAGAUGCUGUAGAGCUGAUUGAAGAUUAUGGGAUUGAUGCAUUUCCCUUCAGUAAGGAAAGAAGAGAAGAAUUGAAGGCUAUGGACAAUGUGAAGCGCCAAGGAGGGAAGCUGGAGGACCUAUUGGUGCUUGGAGAACGAGAUUUUGUAGUCUCUGGGAGUGGUGAAAAGAUUCCAGUUUCCAGUUUGGUAGGUAAAGCAAUUGGGCUCUAUUUUGGGGCACACUGGUGCCCCCCAUGUCGUGCCUUCACUGCACAACUCACUGAGGCUUACAAUGAACUCAAUACAACCCAAAAUAAAAACCUUGAAAUAAUUUUCAUCUCAACAGAUAGAGACCAAGAGGAAUUUGAUCUCAAUAUUCGUACUAUGCCAUGGCUAGCGAUCCCUUAUGGUGACAGGACCCGCCAAGACCUCUGUCGUAUAUUUGACAUCAAGGGAAUCCCAGCUCUUGUCCUCCUAGGUCCAGAUGGGAAGAUCCUCAACACAAAUGGGAGGGCCUUGAUUUCCUCUUAUGGUGCAAAGGCAUUUCCAUUCACUAAGACAAGGAUAGAUGAGAUUGAAGCUGCAUUGCGAAAGGAAGGGGAUGCAUUGCCCAAGCAAGUGAAGGACUCGAAACACGAACAUAUACUUAAGUUGGAUAUGGCCAAAGCAUAUGUGUGUAACUCCUGCAAGGGGCAAGGGAGAUUCUGGGUGUUUUCUUGCGACAAAUGUGACUACGACCUGCAUCCAACAUGUGUAGAAGAAGCACAUUAGAAUAAUGGAGGGGUCUGCAAAGUUUGUAAGACAGACUCACUUAGUAUAAAUGGACUCCUUUAUGCUAGUAAAUGACAGAAUAUUUGACAGAUUAUAACCCUUCUUUGAAUAUAUUUAGAGACAGAUACACAUAUAGAUCCUUAAUCUCCAUUAGACUAUAAAAUCAAAUUACUAGAUGCGCUUGAUUGUUGGUUGUACCUUGUUCAGUGUUGAGUAUUUGAUUAUGAGAACCAAAUUGAUUAUCUGCA